Messenger RNA from Neoarius graeffei (lesser salmon catfish), 2304 nucleotides. RefSeq names its product leucine rich repeat and fibronectin type III domain containing 2b (gene lrfn2b). NCBI's taxonomy places the organism in Eukaryota, Metazoa, Chordata, Actinopteri, Siluriformes, Ariidae. Gene Ontology annotation, cellular component: postsynaptic density membrane; cell surface. The coding region runs from base 1 to 2304 and encodes 767 amino acids. The record is from RefSeq and is a predicted model, not a curated record. The transcript is spliced from 2 exons. Gene Ontology annotation, molecular function: protein binding.
AUGGACCGUGUGCUUUGGCAGCUGCUGGUCCUGGUUAUGACUGUGGUGGUUGUUCAUGCAUGUCCCAAAUACUGUGUGUGCCAGAAUUUGUCUGAGUCUCUUGGGACACUGUGUCCUGCUAAAGGCCUUUUGUUCGUACCAACUGACAUCAACCGGCGCACGGUAGAGCUCCGUCUUGGCGGAAACUUCAUCUUACGCAUUACGCAACAGGACUUCGCCAAUAUGAGUGAAUUAGUGGAUCUGACAUUGUCACGCAACAGCAUCAGUUCCAUCCAGCCAUUCUCCUUCGCUGACCUCGAGACACUGCGCUCGCUGCACAUGGACAACAACAGGCUGGCUGAAUUGGGACCUGAUGACCUACGAGGACUUGUAAACCUUCAAUACCUAAUUCUAAACAAUAACCAGCUACGUCGCAUCUCUGAAUAUGCCUUCCAGGACUUGGUGCCAGCAAUCGAGGAUCUUGAUUUGUCAUACAACAACCUGCACAUGCUGCCCUGGGAUUCAGUCCGUCACAUGGUCAACCUGCACCAGCUCACUCUGGACCACAACUUGCUGGAAUACAUUCCUGAAGGUACCUUUACUGACUUGGAGAGACUUGCACGUCUGGACCUGACAUCCAACCGCCUCCGGAAGCUUCCACCAGACCCAAUUUUUGCUCGGGCACAAGAUUCAUUGCAGGAGUUGGUGCAACUCUCUACGCCGUUUGCACCACAGCUUUCACUAAGCAUAGGUGGCAAUCCACUGCACUGCAACUGCGAGCUGCUCUGGUUUCGAAGGCUGGAGCGUGAAAAUGACUUGGAAACUUGUGCUUCCCCUUCAAAUGUGAAGGGACGUUACUUCUGGACCAUAAGAGAGGAUGAGUUUAUAUGUGAGCAGCCCUUUAUCACACAGCACACACACAAGAUGUUAGUUCUAGAGGGCCAAGCAGCCAGCUUGAGAUGUGAGGCAACUGGAGACCCGACACCCACAAUUCAUUGGGUAGCCCCUGAUGACCGUCUCCUUGGCAAUUCCUCACGGAUUGUGGUGCACAGCAACGGCACACUUGUUAUUACCAUUACAACAUCAAAAGAUUUUGGCACAUUCACGUGUAUUGCUGCCAAUGUUGCCGGUGAAUCCACUGCUUCAGUGGAACUGUCAGUCGUCCAGCUGCCCCACAUAAACAAUGGAACAGGACAACCCAAAUCCCGCCUCUCUGAUAUCACAGGAACCUCGAAGGCCACGCCCAAGGGCCAACCAGAAAAGGACAAGGCAAUUUGGGUUUCUGAGGUGACCGCAGACUCUGCUCUCAUCAGAUGGUCCAUCAGCAAGGCAGCACCCAAAGUGAAAAUGUACCAACUGCAAUACAACUGUUCUGAUGACGAAGUGCUCAUUUACAGGAUGAUCCCUGCUUCCAGUAAGGCAUUCCUAGUAAACAACUUGGUCUCUGGAACCCGCUACGAUUUGUGCAUCUUGGCAGCCUGGGAUGACUCAGCCACUACGUUGACAGCCACCAGUGUUGUGGGUUGUGUUGAGUUCUUCACCAGAGAUGAGUACCCACAAUGUCAUUCUUUACAUGGGCAACUACUGGGAGGCACCAUGAUCCUAGUGGUGGGAGGUGUGAUUGUGGCUACCUUGCUCGUCUUCAUUGUCAUUCUAAUGGUGCGUUACAAGGCUGGGGACAGUGGGACAUUGACUGCAGUUGGGGCUGAGCUUCCAGUUAGCAAGUUAAGUGACAUUGGUGAUACCUAUUCACAGGCCAAUGAUGGGCGUCUGGGGCAGAAUGGAGUCUUUAUGCCCCCUUCAAAUUCUGAAGUCAAACUCAAAGCCAAACCCAAGGUGAGUCUACGAGAUGAGGUUGUGGAGUUUAAAUGUGGCUCUCUCCAGAGUAGUAUGAGCUCUUUGUCCUCAUCCUCGUCCUCCUCUUCUGUUGGUUCUGUGAAUGCUUUGCACCCCUGCAGCCCUAACAGCGCUUUGGCCAACAUCUGGAGGUCAGCGUCUCUCAAACCGCGAGGAAAUCUGGACCAUCUGUUGGGGGCCAUUAACUCUCUGGAGAUUAAGGGCCAGGCAUCAUCAGGAAACACCAAAUAUGGUCGUGCAAUGGCAUCAACAGUGCCCCCUAAUGAUAAGGAGCCUCUGCUGGGCCGGACACUGGACUCCAAGUUCAGACGUAGUCACUCGUUUGAUGCCGGUGAGUUUGCAUCAUCAAUCAGUGGUGUCUGGACCAAACGUAGCCUCUCCAUCAAUGGUAUGUUGCUCAAGGAAGACAUGGCUAGCAGCAGGGGCACGUUGGAGGGCUCAGAGUGGGUGAUGGAGAGCACUGUGUAG